Molecule: messenger RNA, 738 nt
Organism: Sphenostylis stenocarpa
Lineage: Eukaryota; Viridiplantae; Streptophyta; Magnoliopsida; Fabales; Fabaceae
Source: the annotation of a GenBank genome assembly
AUGACUUCUCCGAUGGUGGCGGAGGGCCUCGCUGUGACGGCGUUACGGUCGGUGAUGCUCCGGGUGCAGCAGGCGGCGGAGCGAUCCGGCUCCAAACCCGACCGGGUCCGGGUCGUGGCGGUUUCCAAGACGAAACCCGUCACUCUGAUUCAACAACUCUACGACGCCGGUCACCGGUGCUUCGGCGAAAACUACGUCCAAGAAAUCGUUGAAAAAGCUCCUCAGCUUCCACAAGACGUUGAGUGGCAUUUCAUUGGGCACUUGCAAAGCAACAAAGUUAAAACGCUUUUUGGUGGUGUUCCAAAUCUGGCCAUGUUUGAGAGUGUGGACAAUCAGAAGAUAGCAAAUCAUCUUGAUCGUAUGGUAUCAACCCUUGGAAGAGAUCCUCUGAAGGUUUUGGUGCAAGUAAAUACCAGCGGAGAAGAAUCCAAAUCUGGUGUUGAUCCUUCCAAUUGUGUUGAGCUUGCAAAACAUGUGAAAUUGAGCUGCCCAAACCUAGUGUUCUCUGGCUUAAUGACAAUAGGAAUGGCAGACUAUACCUCAACCCCACAGAACUUUCAGACCCUGUCAAAUUGCAGAACUGAAGUAUGUAAGGCACUUGAAAUGCCCGAGGAGCAAUGUGAACUGUCAAUGGGCAUGUCUGGCGAUUUUGAGUUAGCGAUUGAAAUGGGUAGUACUAAUGUGCGAAUUGGGUCCACAAUAUUUGGACCGAGGGAAUAUCCAAAGAAACAAGAAUAG